CUAUGAGUAAUAUCUGACGCUUUUUUUUUUUUACAACACAGUAAUCAUGACGUGGAUGAAGGUUUGUGCCUCCUGCAGCGUAUAAAUGGAACUGUUGGAUGUAAAGGACACUUGUUGACAGGAGCAGCAACUUGAACGUCUUUGUCUACUUUAAAAAUAAAAAAAAGUCAAGCAAAAACAAUGAAACCCCAGGACAUCACGAAGGAAAAGAGCAGCAUGUGGAUAUUUGGAUAUGGAUCUUUGGUGUGGAGACCAGAUUUUACUUACAAAAGCUGCAAAAUCGGCCACAUCAGAGGAUACAAGAGGCGCUUCUGGCAGGGAGAUGAUUUUUAUCGAGGGGACAAGCAGAAGCCGGGCAGAGUGGCAACACUAGUGGCAGAUCAGGAGGCUUGCACGUGGGGAGUUGCCUAUGAAGUGUCCGAAUCCCAGGUUCAGGAGUCCCUCCAGUACCUAAACAUGAGAGAGGUUGUGUUGGGCGGUUACAUGACGAAGAUGGUGGAGUUCAUCCCCAAAGAGAGGAGCCACGGUCCGCUUCUGGCCCUCGUCUACAUCGCUACCUCCGACAACCCCAUGUACCUCGGCCCGGCCUCCAUCAAGGACGUCGCCGCCCAGAUUGCCACCUGCAGGGGCAACACGGGCCACAACAUUGAAUACCUGGUGCGCCUGGCGGACUUCAUGAGGCACUACUGUCCCGAGGUGGAGGACGAGCACCUCUUCUCGAUCGAGGCGGCCCUGUUGAACAUUUUCCAUGAAGGUGGAGGCAUCAAAGCCGCAGAUCAGAACUCUCUAAUGCUGGAAGCUAUAUGAACGGCUGCACAAAGCGCUCCGUGUCGUGAAAAUAUUUAUGCUGGCUGACACGUAUGGAAGGGUGUUGAUAGGGCGUAUACUUGAUUUGGUUUUCAGUAAAUGUACCCUUUAAGGAUGUUUUUUUUUAAUGUCGUGUUUCUACUUUUGAUCUCCUCACUUUUUGAAAUGACUGAAAGUUUCAGUGCUGAUUUUGCACAUUGUAUACAAACAGAAGCAUAUGGUGCUUUUAUAGUCAUGUUAAUGAAUUUCUUGAUGUAUAAAUCUUUGUACUCAUUUUUAAACGUGUUUGAAUAAAAACAUAAAACUCCAUAUGAGGAAA
Molecule: messenger RNA, 1126 nt
Organism: Stegastes partitus (bicolor damselfish)
Lineage: Eukaryota; Metazoa; Chordata; Actinopteri; Pomacentridae
Product: cation transport regulator-like protein 1
Exons: 3
Coding region: 181-807 (208 amino acids)
Biological process (GO): glutathione catabolic process
Cellular component (GO): cytoplasm
Molecular function (GO): glutathione specific gamma-glutamylcyclotransferase activity
Source: RefSeq, a predicted model, not a curated record